Staurois parvus is the source of this 1740-nucleotide messenger RNA. The record is from the annotation of a GenBank genome assembly. Lineage: Eukaryota; Metazoa; Chordata; Amphibia; Anura; Ranidae.
GGUGUGGACCCAGCACUACAGAAAGAUAAUCGAAACCAAACAGCAACUGGAUCACCAUCUGGUCCCGCACAGUCCCAGUCAUCCUCCAAAUACCAUAGAGCCAGAUCUGGUGGAGCUAGAGAUGAACGCUAUCGCUCAGAUAUUCAUACAGAAGCAGUCCAAGCUGCACUGGCAAAACAUAAGGAACAGAAGAUGGCGCUGCCCAUGCCAACCAAAAGGCGCUCAACUUUUGUGCAGUCUCCAGCAGACGCAUGUACACCUCCAGACACUUCGUCAGCCUCUGAGGAUGAAGGUUCACUUAGACGCCAGGCCGCUUUGUCUGCAGUGCUUGCUCAAAGUUUACAAAACACAGAAUCCUGGAUUAACAAGUCUGUGCAGGGAUCAUCAACAUCAUCCUCAGCCUCAUCUACCUUGUCACAUGGAGAUGUGAAGAGUACCAGCAGCUCUCUUGCUGAUAUGUUAUCCAAUACACACAUCGAAAGCUCCCUGGCUCCUCCUGAUGUCACAAGCACCACAAAUACCACAAACACAACUACAUCCUCCUCUUCUUCCUCAUCCUUGUCCUCUGUACGCCCAGCAAAUAUUGACCUAGCUACCGCUGGGCCGGUUAAAGGAAUGCACAAAGCAGGGCGAAGGUCUAGCCUGAUGGACACUGCAGAUGGUGUUGCUGUCAGCAGUCGCGUGUCCACAAAAAUCCAACAGUUACUUAAUACAUUAAAGCGACCAAAAAGACCACCUUUAAAAGAGUUUUUUGUGGAUGACUUUGAAGAGAUCGUUGAAGUUCCCAGACCAGACCCCAACCAACCCAAACCAGAGGGUCGCCAGAUGACUCCAGUGAAGGGAGAGCCUCUUGGUGUGGUGUGUAAUUGGCCUCCAUCCAUUGAAGCUGCCUUGCAACGGUGGGGCACAACGCAAGCUAAAUGUUCCUGUCUCACAGCUCUGGAUGUGACGGGGAAACCUGUCUAUACGUUAACAUAUGGCAAACUUUGGACCAGAAGUGUGAGGUUGGCAUACACGCUACUUAACAAACUGGGAACCAAAAACGAACAAGGGCUGAAACCAGGCGACAGGGUUGCCCUGGUUUAUCCCAAUAAUGAUCCAGUCAUGUUUAUGGUAGCAUUUUAUGGCUGUCUGCUGGCAGAAGUUAUCCCAGUGCCGAUUGAGGUACCUCUUACAAGAAAGGAUGCUGGUGGACAUCAGAUUGGGUUCCUGCUGGGAAGCUGUGGUGUGAAGCUUGCUCUUACCACCGAGGUUUGCUUAAAAGGACUGCCAAAAACACAGAAUGGAGAAAUUGUGCAAUUCAAGGGAUGGCCAAAACUCAAGUGGGUUGUGACUGACUCCAGAUACCUAACCAAGGCACCAAAGGACUGGCAACCACAUAUCACAGCAGCUGGCAUAGAACCUGCCUACAUUGAGUACAAGACCAGUAAGGAAGGCAGCGUUAUGGGGGUCACUGUUUCACGUAUAGCAAUGCUUUCUCACUGUCAAGCUCUUUCGCAGGCCUGUAACUAUUCAGAAGGUGAAACUAUGGUGAAUGUGCUAGAUUUCAAGAGAGAUGCUGGCCUAUGGCAUGGCAUACUAACGAAUGUCGUAAACAAGAUGCACACACUCAGUGUUCCAUACUCUGUGAUGAAAGCCUGUCCCUUAUCCUGGGUGCAGCGUGUCCAUGCACAUAAAGCCAGGGUUGCUGUAGUGAAAUGUCGGGACCUGCACUGGGCAAUGAUCGCACAUCGAGAACAG